CUCCCACUCUAUACACUUAAUACAUAUUCAUAUAAUGGACAGAUCACCAAAGACAUCAUUGGAGAUGGUCGAAAAGGUCGACCCGGAAGCCAGACUCCAUGCAGCCGCUACAUUCACAACUCCACUCCCAGAGUCUCUUAUUUCUCUCUCUCCAGAAGAAUUUGCUGACCUCGAGAAGAAAACCCGUUGGAAGAUUGAUCUUCGUAUUCUCCCCAUGCUUGUUUUCAUUUAUAUCUUAAACUAUUUGGAUCGUAAUAACAUCGCUACCGCAAGAUUGGCUGGUCUUGAAGAAGAUAUUGGCCUUAAGGGAAGUGAAUAUCAAACCUGUAUUUCUAUCUUGUUUGUGGGUUACAUUCUUAUGCAAAUUCCUGCCAAUAUGUUCCUCAAUAAAAUGGCCAAGCCAUCUCUUUUCCUUGCUGGAAUCAUGACAGUUUGGGGGGUUAUUUCCGCUUGUACCGGUGCUGUCAACAGUUUCGGUGGUCUUAUGGCCAUCAGAGUCUUGCUCGGUGUCGUGGAAGCUGGGUUUUUCCCAGCUGCUCUUUUCUACCUCUCUUGUUGGUACUCUAGAAAGGAAUUAGCAGUAAGAACCAGUAUUCUUUAUUCUGGUUCUUUGAUCUCCGGUGCAUUCUCUGGGUUGAUCGGUGCUGGUAUUACUAAUGGUAUGGAAGGUACCGGUGGGUUAGAAUCUUGGAGAUGGCUUUUCAUCAUUGAAGGUGCCAUCACCGUUGUCACUGUCCCAUUUGCUUACUUCAUUUUACCAAACAUGCCUCACAACACUUCUUUCCUUUCUCAACAAGAAAAGGACAUCAUUAUGUGGAAACUUCGUUCUGAAGUUGGUCAAGAUGAUCUGGAUUCCGAAUCUAGUGAACAAGGUGCUUACAAGGGAGCUCUCAUGCUUGCCUUCAGCGACCCAAAGGUCUGGAUGGUCACCGGUAUCUUGUCUUUUCUUGUCGCUGCCUGCGGUGUUACCAAUUUCUUUCCAUCGGUUGUUCAAACCCUUAAGUUCAACAGAAUUACCACCCUUUGUCUUACCGCUCCUCCUUAUCUUCUUGCUGUGAUCUCCACCUUCUUAUGGGCUAGACAUGCAGACAAGACUGGUGAACGUUUCUGGCACGUGGUUUCUCCGUUGUUCGUCUCCCUUAUCUCCUUCAUCAUUGCAUGUUCUACCAUGAAUACCGGUGCCCGUUACUUCUCCAUGUGUAUCAUGAUCCCAUCCCUUUACUGUUCAUUUACCACUAUUCUUUCUUGGAUGUCGAACUGUGUUCCUCGUCCACCAAUGAAGCGUGCCAUUGCCCUUGCCCUCAUGAACUGUUUGUCCAACUCCACCUCCAUUUGGAACUCAUACCUUUACCCAUCUAGUGAUGGUCCUCGUUACCUCACUGCCUUUGUAUGCAACUGUGCCUUCCUCUUGUGUGCCAUUCUCUUGACAGUCUUGUUACGUAUCCGUCUUUUGAAGUUGAACAGACGUAUUGAAGAUGGUACUAUGAACUGGGAAAAGGAACUUGGUAAGGGUAAUGACGGCUCUAGAAUCUCUCCAGAUUUCCGUUUCUUGUAUUAGUUACGAAUCGACUAUGUAUAUUAAUUAAUUGAUGACUUACGUA
Molecule: messenger RNA, 1601 nt
Organism: [Candida] anglica
Lineage: Eukaryota; Fungi; Ascomycota; Pichiomycetes; Serinales; Debaryomycetaceae
Source: the annotation of a GenBank genome assembly